AUGUCAUCCUCAAAUCCACAAAGAAAUCCGGUGGUAGAUACUCCAGAACAGAUAGAAAGGCGAAGAAUAGUAGAGCAGUUUUUAUUAUUUCAAGAAUCGUUACCGAAGGUCAAUGCUCUUUCAUACCAAUGGCUACUCAAUGAAAUGGUGCCUAUGUCAAUGGCAGUUGAGAAUAAUUUAAGCCAGUUAGAUGAAAAUUCCAGCGUAAGUUCGCAGUCUGUUGAACCAACAUCUGACGAAAUAAAUGAAGAAAUACACAAACUAUCCUUGAAUAAACUGGAAUAUGUACCUUCUCACAAACUAAUCGCCCAACUUUGCCAUGCCAGUGAUGAAGUAAAGGAAAAAGUUACCGAGAGAUUAUACAAGAUUGGAAGCGGCAUAGGCAGUAAGAUGACAGAAUUACUAAUUUUCAGCAAUAACCCGAAUCUUUCAUUUAACUCGAUGGACACGUUAGGAAUGGUUAGAUUCAUAUGCAAGGAAGUCUGGAAACUGCUGUAUGGGAAACAGAUAGAUAAUUUGAAGACGAAUCACCGCGGAGUGUUCUAUCUUUUCGAUUAUGAAUUCCAACCGAUUCAAAAUUUUGCAUUGGACGAUGAUGAAGAAAAAUUAUUGAGUACCGUGUCGCCAUAUAUACAGGUGCCGCUAGGAGUUAUCUCAGGAAUCCUCACUUCUCUUGGGGUGCCAGAAGAUGAUAUCUUGGUAUCAUUCACCUAUGUCGAUAUUCCUGAAGACAAAAAGAAGCCUGUUGGCCAAUUUCCAAAGGGUCUUAACUUUAACAUUCAAGUAAAUCAGUUCCAGAAUAAUCAGGAUUGA
Messenger RNA from Kluyveromyces lactis, 813 nucleotides. RefSeq names its product Trs33p (gene TRS33). The record is from RefSeq and is a predicted model, not a curated record. The coding region runs from base 1 to 813 and encodes 270 amino acids. Gene Ontology annotation, biological process: regulation of GTPase activity; endoplasmic reticulum to Golgi vesicle-mediated transport. The transcript has a single exon. Gene Ontology annotation, cellular component: cis-Golgi network; trans-Golgi network; TRAPP complex. Lineage: Eukaryota; Fungi; Ascomycota; Saccharomycetes; Saccharomycetales; Saccharomycetaceae.